AUGAUCCCCAGCACUGUCUUAAGCGCCUGGGCCGCGCUGCUUGCUGUGACAACCGCUUCUCCCAUCGAAAAAGAUGCCAGGAAUACCCUCCUGCGGCGUAAAACGCCCGCCAAGAUGAACGUUUGUGCCCCCGAAGGAGACAAAAAGUGGCAGCCUGGUAAGCCUUCCCCGAGUACCGUUAUCCCUGAGCAGUGUCAACAACGACAAGGGAAGAAACCCGAGCUGGCUGACACAAAACAAACAGCAAUGGAUUUCGACAUGGACAGCUGCUACAACACGCCCGCCGGCGGCUGCCGCGACGGGCCGGACCUCGGGAGCAGCAACGUGUACUCGCGCGCGCGCUGCAACAACGGCUGGUGCGCGUACAUGUACGGCUACUACUUCGAGAAGGACCAGAUGACCGUCUGCCUCGGGCACAUGCACGACUGGGAGCACGUCGUCGUCUUCGUCGAGGGCGGCGCGCCGAGGUAUGUGUCCGUGUCGGCGCAUGGGCGGUACACGAUGAGGCCGUGGGGAGACGUCCUCGUCGAGGGCACGCAUGUCAAGGUCGUCUAUCACAAGGACGGGCCGGGGACGCACGCUUUCCGGUUCGCCAAGGCGGAGGACGAUGCGAGGCAGGAGAAUCAUCUGGGGAAGUGGUUUGUAUGUGAUCCCCCCCGGAGCUCUGUGGUAGUAUCACGGAGACAUCUCGAUUGUAGAAUACAGCUGCUGACAGCUUGGCAGUACGGAGACCUCAUCGGCUGGAACGGCUUCCCUUCUGCUGCCGUCCGAGAAAAGAUGACGGGCAAGUCUUGGGGAAAGGCCAAGAUCGACUUCACGGACGAGCGGUUCGGAGACACACUGAAGAGCGCCAUCCAGGCCCAGGGCAGCACGCCAUACAUUGUCAACAUGGACGCGGAUGUUGACGACGGAUCUCCCGGUAUGCCUGCCUAUUGCCCGAAUCACUUCUGGCGGGUAGAAUGA
Molecule: messenger RNA, 963 nt
Organism: Colletotrichum destructivum
Lineage: Eukaryota; Fungi; Ascomycota; Sordariomycetes; Glomerellales; Glomerellaceae
Product: Putative necrosis inducing protein
Exons: 1
Coding region: 1-963 (320 amino acids)
Source: RefSeq, a predicted model, not a curated record